Molecule: messenger RNA, 2058 nt
Organism: Salvia miltiorrhiza (redroot sage)
Lineage: Eukaryota; Viridiplantae; Streptophyta; Magnoliopsida; Lamiales; Lamiaceae
Exons: 2
Coding region: 542-1879 (445 amino acids)
Source: RefSeq, a predicted model, not a curated record
AAAUAUAAAAAAAUAGUGGAGUAAUUUCGAUCUGAAAAUAGUAGAAGCCCUAAAUUCUGUUCAUAUCCAUCGCGCCGUUUCUUCUUCGUUGUUUCUUCUCUUUCAGCGCUAUUUCUUCUUCGUCGUCUUCUUCAUCACUUUGUACUUCUUCUCAUCACUCUAUACUUACAAUUUUCUUCGAUUGCAUCUUUUAUUGCUUUUUCUUGAAGUCGCAUCAAGAGAUAAUGUUUGCUAUCUGAAAGCUGCUCCAUGUAUCUCAACUGAACUGUUAGAGCUUCUUGGGGCUUCCUUGGCAAUCGUGAAGUCAUUCGAUGAAUUGUCGAGUAACUGGAUGAGAUCCAGACGCGUUUAUUGCUCUGCGCGCCGCUACUCAUCUUAUGCUUUCUUUUAACGCUUAAGAUGUGUAACAAAUCGAAGAAGUAUUAUCCCUUCUGGAGACACUCGGUAUUCAACUUAAUUUCCUUUAAGUUGCCAUCAUAAUUGCUUCAGCUGCUGUCAUGUUACGCUAAGUGCUGUGGCUGAUCUGGUUAAGAUUUAAAAUAUGGAGUGCAAUAAAGAUGAAGCCACCAGGGCGAAGUCAAUUGCUGAGAGCAAGUUACAGCAGAAGGAUUUUCUCGGUGCAAAGAAGUUUACCCUGAAAGCACAAGCUCUAUAUCCGGGGCUUUAUGGUAUUUCCCAGCUGUUGACAACCCUGGAUGUGUAUCUAUCUGCAGAGAAUAAGAUAAGUGGGCAAGUAGAUUGGUAUCGAGUGCUAGGUGUGAACCCUUCAGAUGAUUAUGAUAUCAUAAAAAAACAGUACAAGAAGCUGGCACUCAUGCUGCACCCAGAUAAAAAUACUUCUGUUGGGGCAGAUGGUGCAUUUCAACUCGUUUCAGAAGCCUGGAGGUUGCUAUCAGAUAAAGAAAAGAGGGCGAUAUAUAACCAAAGGAGGGGAUAUAAGGGACUCCAACAGAAUACUGGUGGUCCAUCAGCACCAUGCAGGCCACAGCAACAGAAAGUUCCAGUACCACCACGGCCAAGUCCACAGAAAGUUCCAUCAGCAUCACCCCGCCGAAGUAAAAAGUCAGCGCCAUCCCAGCCAAGUCAACGGAAAGUUUCAGGGCAUACUGGCAGUCCAUCAGUGCAACCUUGGCCUAGUCAACAGAAAGUUUCAACACAAAUGGGCUGUACAACUUCAAACCAGAAGUCACAGAGUAAAACUGCAAAGAUGCCCAAGACUCAAAAUCCUCAUCAUAGAUCCGACACCUUUUGGACUGUUUGCCGUGAAUGCAAUACGCAUUUUGAGUAUCUUAAGAUAUAUUGCAACCAUACUCUUCUUUGUCGCAGGUGUGAAAAGCCAUUUUUGGCUUUAGAGAUAGCUCCUCCAGUCAAAUUUUCCAAAUCAGCCAAACCAGUUCCUUGGGUUCGACAGGAGCAUUCAUUUAAAAAUAUGCCUGGUCAAAAUGCUUAUGAACCGAAAGGAAAUGUUGCAGCUGCUCAAAAACCAGGAGCAGGCCAAACCAGUCCCACUUCUUUUACGUUUACAAACUAUCAGCAGGGUCCCCUUCCUGAAACCGCUAAUACUGCUGCAGAAAAACCAGGCAAUGUUGUUCAGCAGGCACAUGAUAACUUGAAGAGAUCACAUGCCUCUGCUGAUUCGGAAAAAUGCUUUAAAAAGGGAAAACUAGAUGAUGAUAGAAAUGGAUACGGAAAAAACCACAAUAUGGCCCAGGGAAAUUUUGGGACUGAAGUGGCCCAUGGGGCGGGUUUUUAUGGAUUUUCUGGCACUUGUAGUCAGCCAAGCAGUGCCAAAGAACUGCCACCUCUUGAACUCCGAAAGUUGCUGGUGCUUAAUACUCAAAAGGAGAUUCAGAAGAAGCUAAGUGACUCCAGGUUAUAGAUCAAUAGAGAAAAUACUAGAUCAAGGAAAGUAACGAGGAAAAAUAUAGGUAGAACAACAAUAUGAAAGGGACAUGAUGGUAUUAGAAGUUAGUUAUGUUGUUAGUAGUGAUGUCCUGACCUGUGUAUCCUUGCUGUUCAUCUAAUUUCUUUAACGAAAAAAACCUUUUUGUUUGUUUA